Messenger RNA from Diaporthe amygdali, 711 nucleotides. RefSeq lists its product as uncharacterized. Lineage: Eukaryota; Fungi; Ascomycota; Sordariomycetes; Diaporthales; Diaporthaceae. The transcript has 3 exons. The coding region runs from base 1 to 711 and encodes 236 amino acids. Gene Ontology annotation, molecular function: FMN binding. The record is from RefSeq and is a predicted model, not a curated record.
AUGUUCUACGAACCAGGGAAAACAGAUCACGGUCUGGACCAUGACCCUUUCAAGGCGUGCGUUGUCCCUCGGCCCAUAGGAUGGAUCAGCACGACCUCACCCUCGGGCGUGCACAAUCUCGCUCCUUACUCGCAGUUCAACAAUCUCACCUUUGACCCUCCGUAUGUCAUGUUCUCCGCCAACCAGACACCCUCCAACCGCCGUAAGGAUACGGUAGCCAACGUCGAGGCCACAGGUCGCUUCGUCUGGAACCUAGCGACAUGGGAUCUGCGCGAGGCCGUCAACACGACCGCCGAGCAGGUUCCAGCAGACGUUGACGAGUUUGCCCGGGCUGGGCUAGAGAAGGAGUUCACCACAGCACUCAAGGACCCUCAGCUUCCCAUGGUCAAGGCGAGCCCGGUCAAGUUUGAGUGUGUCUACCACACCACUCUGCGACUGCCCGGCAACCCACCCAUGGGUAGCGUUGAUGUGGUUAUUGGGCGUGUGAUCGCUGUCCACAUUGCCGAUGAUGUGCUGACGGAUGGGAUCCUGGAUGUGCGGAAGACGCAACCUAUUGCAAGACAAAUCGAGCCUCCAUGCCGUGACGACGUAAGGACCGUGUCAGGCAUUGACAAUGGCAUUGCAAAACGCCUGGAAAUCGGAGGCCAAAUCGACUUGAUGCGCAGACAGCCUCAGUGGGUCCCAAACUUGUCCACAGCCCGCUCGCUGUAG